Molecule: messenger RNA, 285 nt
Organism: Lactuca virosa
Lineage: Eukaryota; Viridiplantae; Streptophyta; Magnoliopsida; Asterales; Asteraceae
Source: the annotation of a GenBank genome assembly
AUGAAGAAGGAAGUUGUGAUUUUUAAACUGAAGUGGUGGACAGAAAACAACAUGAACGACGGUGAAGUUAUGUUGAUGAGACAUAUGGAAACUUUCAAGGGACAAGGGCCAAAUGACUGGGAUUCUGAGAUUGAAAAAGAUCAAAAGCAGCAGAAAACACAAUUGACAACGCUUCGAUCAAAAUAUGUUACAAAGAUCUUGGUGAAUGAUAUCAAUAUCUACAGCAACAAGAUAAUAGAAGAAGGUCUUGAGUUUGAAAAGCUGACAACAGAAGAACAAAAAUAA